Camelina sativa (false flax) is the source of this 290-nucleotide messenger RNA. The record is from RefSeq and is a predicted model, not a curated record. NCBI's taxonomy places the organism in Eukaryota, Viridiplantae, Streptophyta, Magnoliopsida, Brassicales, Brassicaceae.
UCCACGGCGAGUUACGUAUCGGACAAGGCAAAGGAAGGAGUGAAGAAAGCAACCGACGCAGCUAUCAAUGCCGGAGAUAACAUGAAGGAUACGAUGGAAGGCGCGUGGAAAGCAGCCAAGGAAACAGGUCAAAACAUUAGCGAUGCGGUUGCGGGCGAUGAUGAUGAUGAUCACGGCAGGAUUCAAGAGGAUAAGGUGGCAGUGGAGUUGAAGGAUGUGCAACAGACUGUUGAUACGACGGAGUACAGGGGUGUGGAGGAUCUACAUCAGCAAACUGGCGGCGAAGUUAA